Gossypium arboreum is the source of this 1359-nucleotide messenger RNA. RefSeq names its product protein SOSEKI 5-like. The transcript is spliced from 3 exons. Bases 263 to 1105 code for a protein of 280 amino acids. Lineage: Eukaryota; Viridiplantae; Streptophyta; Magnoliopsida; Malvales; Malvaceae. The record is from RefSeq and is a predicted model, not a curated record.
AUUCCACUGCAAAUAACCAUAACACAGUUUCCUUAUGUUUGCUAGUACUUUGUCUUCUCUUUAUAAAUAUGCAGAAUCCCCCACUUUUCCUGUCACCUGUUCCCUUGGCUUUGAUUCAAUUAAAACCUACUACUACUCUAACUUUACCUGCCCUCUAACUUUCUUCUUUCUUUCAAAUUUUUGAACUUUUGAAUGCCCCAUAUUUUAUGUUUAGUUAAGUUCUCUCAUCAUCAUCUUCAUUUGAGCUUUUGUGUAAAAAGCAAUGGCAACAACCAAUUCAAGAGGCAAAACAGAGUUACCAAUGAACAAGAGAUAUCAAGAAACCAGUCCUGACAGAACCCUUGUUUGGUUCGAAAGAAAAAAACCAAACAAUGAUCAGAAAGUUCCUGUUGUUUACUACUUGUCCCGCAAUGGCCAUCUUGAACAUCCUCAUUUCUUAGAAGUCCCUCUUUCUUCUCCUCAAGGACUGUUUCUCAAAGAUGUUAUAAAUAAACUAAACACCCUCCGAGGUGAUGGCAUGGCUAACAGGUUCUCCUGGUCUUCAAAAAGGAGCUACAAGAAUGGAUUUGUGUGGCAAGAUUUAUCAGAGAACGACUACAUAUACCCUUGUAAUGGACGUGAAUACAUUCUCAAAGGCUCACUAUUGUUAGAAUCUUCUCUAAGCUUUCGUUCUUAUGAAACAGUUUCUUCAACUUCAUCAAUAUCAAAAAAUUCUUCAGAGACAUACAGUUCAAGUGAAGAUUCCAAUGUUGCUGGAAAAACUAGAAGGAAAUAUCAUUCAUGGAGCGAAUUCAAGGAGCUUGAUGAUGAACACAAAAUCUAUAAGGCUAAAACCAGUAGGGAUUUUAGCAGCAAAGGCAACAGUGUAUCAACACAGACAGAACAUGAAAUGGGAAGCAAUCAAGUGCAGGAGGAUUCUAGGCCGUCUUCGAAUUCGAAUUCGGAAAUUCUGAAAAGUAUGAACAUAGCAGCAGAUAUUAGAGAUCAAAGCGUUGAAAAUGAUCGUCCUAGUGGGAGGAUCAAAGCAGCUGCGGUUUUAAUGCAAUUGAUUGCUUGUGGAUCAAAGAGAGUCAAGGAUUUGGAAUCAAUGGAAAUUAGGGGUUGAUGAGUUGAUGAGAGAAACUAGUAAUAUGCUAUGAAUCAUGAUGCAAAAAUGGUUAAAAUGUUCUCUUUUUUCAGUUUCAUGAAGGUAAAAAGAAAUGUUGCCUACACCAUCUUCUGUAACACCCCCACGCCUGAAACCGUCACCGGAGUCAAGCUUGAGCUGUUACUAAACUUAUCUUACCUUUUAAACAACUUUAAACCACUUAUUUUAAUUUUCAGAAUAAACUAUUUUUCUGCGUCAUGGUUGUUUAAAAA